AUGACUCAAGAUUCCACCUCAACGGAAACCUGGCGCACUCUAGUCGCACAGAAGCGCAAGCAACUGGACGCGCAAAUUCCAUCCGAAUGGCGUCUAAGCGAUGAAUUCCUGGCUUCAGUUCCCUCUAAUGGCCGUUUGAUUGAAACCGGUGUCGUACGUCGUACUGGGAUCCUCUCAGAUGAUGAGCUCGAUAUCACAGAGAAUUAUUCCGCAGCAGAGCUCCUACCGAAGCUGGCGUAUGGAGAAUUGAGCUCAUUGGCUGUUACGACGGCAUUCUGUAAGCGGGCGGCUAUUGCGCAGCAAUGGACUUCGUGUCUGACUGAGCACUUCUUCGCGAGGGCUCUUGAGCGCGCUCAAUAUCUAGAUGAAUACUUGAAGAGGGAGAAGAAGGUGGUUGGGCCAUUCCAUGGUCUCCCUGUCAGCAUCAAGGACAGUUUCUGUGUAGAGGGAAUCCAGAGUACGGUGGGUUAUGUCUCCUUCCUGGAGAAUGAACCGGCGACUUCCAACUCAGCUCUGGUUGAGAUGCUACUCAACCUGGGCGCAGUGCUCUAUGUCAAGACAAAUAUUCCCCAGACAAUGAUGACAGGAGACUCAGAAAACAAUAUCUUCGGCCGCACCUUGAACCCCCAUAAUACCCAUUUGACUGCUGGAGGAUCGAGUGGCGGCGAAGGAGCCCUGGUGGCCUUCCGUGGCUCAAUUCUGGGAAUAGGCACAGACAUUGCGGGCUCAAUUCGCAUCCCCUCCCUCUGCUGCGGUGUUUAUGGCUUCAAGCCUACAACAGACCGCAUCCCCUGGGGUGGUCAAGUGGCCGAUUUGGCAAUGGAGGGUGUUCCCGGCUUGAAGCCAUCGGCCGGUCCCCUAGCUCAUACCUUGAACGAUCUCGAGCUGUUUAUGUCGACCGUGUUAGACGCUGAACCCUGGAAGUACGAUGCGACAGCAAGUGCAGCACCCUGGUACAAGCUCUCUAAAUCGCAAACUGAACUCACCAUCGGCGUCUUGCCUGAGGACGUCCACUUUCCACUGCACCCUCCAGUGCGCAGAGCGUUAAACUCGGCUAUUGAUGCGUUGAACAAGCAAGGUCACCGAAUUGUACAGCUGGAAAAUGAUCCCACACGAGACCUUGCAUAUGUGAACCGUCUUGCUUUCCAAUAUUUCGUCUACGGACCACACGUUGAUCACAUCGAAUCCAGCGGGGAGCCAUUGGUGGCUUCAGUGGCCAAAAUGGCAUCGCCCAUGUUCACCGGACCUUUCCCAGUAGACAUGGAACUACCGCCAUUCGAGAAGAUUAAUGCACUGCACCUUGCAAGACAGAAGUAUGCCGAUGCGUGGCGCAAGACGUGGGUCGAAAAUGGCUUGGACGUUAUCCUGGCACCUGCGGCCCAGAACACCGCUGUGCCUCAUGAUACGUUUGGAUGGCCACCGUAUACACUAGUUUGGAACCUACUUGAUUAUCCCGCAUGCAUCAUCCCUUAUGGAAAGUCCUCCAAGGAGCUUGACCCCGAACCCAUGGAUGUUACUGACGGCGUUCAGCCAAGUUAUGACCCGAACGCUGUUGAUGGAGCUCCAUGCGCCAUCCAAGUCAUCACACCCCAUUUCCAGGAUGAAAAGUGUUUGUGGGCCGCCCGCAUUAUAGAUCAGGAUAUCCGAUGA
Molecule: messenger RNA, 1650 nt
Organism: Aspergillus thermomutatus
Lineage: Eukaryota; Fungi; Ascomycota; Eurotiomycetes; Eurotiales; Aspergillaceae
Gene: gmdB
Product: general amidase GmdB
Exons: 5
Coding region: 1-1650 (549 amino acids)
Source: RefSeq, a predicted model, not a curated record